Hyphopichia burtonii NRRL Y-1933 is the source of this 648-nucleotide messenger RNA. RefSeq lists its product as uncharacterized. Bases 46 to 582 code for a protein of 178 amino acids. Lineage: Eukaryota; Fungi; Ascomycota; Pichiomycetes; Serinales; Debaryomycetaceae. The record is from RefSeq and is a predicted model, not a curated record. The transcript has a single exon.
UUUUCAUUUCAAUUGGAUUAUUGAAUUGAUUAAUAUACUUUCAUAAUGUCUGCUAACGAUUUCUAUAACUCUGGUAAUAACAAUUCUGGUCACUACAAUCAAAACCAACAAGAAUCUGGUGAAACCGGUGACAGAGGUAUCUUAGGUGGUAUUGGUGGUGCUGCUGCUGGUGCUUAUGGUGCUGGUAAACUUGGUAACGGUGGUACUUUCACCAAGAUUGCUGGUGCAUUAGCUGGUGGUGUUCUUGGAUCUAAAGCUGAAGAUGCUGCUAAAGAUUCUUAUCACAACCACCAAGAACAUAAACAUCAUGAACAAUACGGUGGCCCUCAAGGGGGUUACGGUGGCCCUCAAGGUGGCUACGGUGGCCAACAACAAGGUGGUUACGGUGGUGGCUACCAACAACAAGGUGGUUACAGAGGUGAAGGUGAAUCCAGAGGCUUUGGUGGUCCAGGCGGUCCAGGUGGAUACGAAGGUGGAUACGGUGGCCCACAAGGGGGUUAUGGUGGUCCUCAAGGUGGAUACGGUGGCCCACAAGGUGGUUAUGAAGGUGGUUAUGGCGGUCAACAAGGUGGUCGUUGGUAAUCAAUGUCGUUGAGCGAUGUGAAUAACCUGAUUUUAUGACUUUUUGUUGUCUCUUACUUUCCACUA